AUAAAAUCAACUGUCGUUGUGCUUCUAGACUUACUUCGUAUCUCAUCUCGCACUAGCCGUGGAAAAUGUUGAAACAUAUUCUAUGUGCACUUGUUUUAACCAAUAUUAUAUUUUCAAAAUGUAAAGGUACUAGUGUGGAAACUGACAUAUUUUCUAUCAGAUAUAACGGUGCUCCUGAAAAUGCCAACCUUGAAAUACUCCAUCGUCUGAAAACAUUGGAGAACCUCCGCGAAAAUGAUGCUAAAGAAUCUAUCGUAAUGAAGGAAACAAUGGAAAGUUAUCAUGAUAUUUUAGGAAAAGCUCUAAAUGACAUAACAACAUUAAAGCAAGAAUUCGGAAAACUCCAACAGGACAGUAACCGUCUCCAUUCAAAACUCCAACAGGACAAUAACCGUCUUCAUUCAAGACUAGAAACGGUGAUGCUACAAAACGACGCGCUAUCUACACAGUGUAAAAAGCGAUGUAGCGUUGCAGAAAAACUCGGCCACUCCCGUGAACCUACCAAUACUUUUAGUCUGGAUAGGGCUCCCGAUACUAGGAAUAUUACUUCCACGCAUGAUUCCGAACCCGCGGAACCUCGAACACUUACACAGGACACCGUCGAUGCCAAAUUGACCAAUCCACCGAAUUCAAAACGAAAAGUAAUAAUUCGCCGAUCGCCGGUGCCAUUUCCGAGAACUCAGGAAGUGGCAGAAGGUGGACAAGGAUCUGGAUUCUUCGCUAGAAGUAGCAUCACAGCCUACUCUGUUGCCAUUGGCCAUACCAUCAUAUUUGACAGCGUUAUCACAAAUACUCACAACGACUUUAGUGGGUACACGGGGGCUUUCACGUGCAGUACCCCAGGGCUUUAUGUGUUUAUUUGGACAAUACAGAUCAACAUACAUUACUUACAAUCACAACUGCUGAAAAACGGAGCACCGGUUGCAGAUGGAUAUGCAGGAGAUGACAGAUACUACAAGACCACUGGGACAAGCACGGCAGUCCUAUCGCUUGCCCAAGGUGACGUUAUCGUGGUUCAUGUCUCUGGUCGAGCCACUGCGGAUCCCGUUCACGUAUUACCGCAUGUCACGUCCUUCAGUGGAUUUUUGGUCUAAUGAAUAGGUUGUAAAUCAAUAUAGGUCAAAACCUGUGGAACCACUAUUUUAGAAACAACUUUCUAAUAAAAAAUCAAAUGGCACCACAAUGAUGAGCCGUUUGAAUAAAAAAAACUGGAACUUGUUUAUCAAAAAGUUGUGGGCAUCCAUCUUCAUUCACUGUGUAUUGCUAAUCACUGAUAUUGCUUGGUAAGUUGUCAACCAUGCAUCUUAUCAGAAUCUGUUCGGAUCAAUUUGAUUAAAGUCACCGACCUCAGCGGUACUGCAUGCUAACGUAAAGACAUGAACCUUUACACCAGCAUAUGUUAAUUUUCUAUCUAUAAAUACAAAAAUAAAGUAAACAGUUAAUUCA
Messenger RNA from Mizuhopecten yessoensis (Yesso scallop), 1446 nucleotides. RefSeq lists its product as uncharacterized. The transcript has 2 exons. The record is from RefSeq and is a predicted model, not a curated record. Lineage: Eukaryota; Metazoa; Mollusca; Bivalvia; Pectinida; Pectinidae. Gene Ontology annotation, molecular function: protein binding. The coding region runs from base 66 to 1094 and encodes 342 amino acids.